AGCAAUGAAUUUUCUACUAAAACAAUCGGCUUAUUAUUAUGAGCCAAAUCCAACUCUUUGCUUAACAAUUUUUGGGUUCAUAAGCAUCUUUCUAGUGCUUAAGAUCACAAGAAGAAAUUACAAGCCAAAUAAUAAUAAAAAUCUUCCACCAUCACCACCAAAGCUUCCCUUCAUUGGAAACCUUCAUCAAUUUGGAACACUGCCACACCGAUCCUUCCAUGAACUCUCAAACAAGCAUGGCCCUCUCAUGUUCCUUCAAUUGGGACAAACACCAGCCAUUGUGGUUUCUUCGGCCGAGGUGGCCGAAGAAAUCAUCAAGAAACAUGAUAUUGCUUUCUCCAACAAGCCCCAAACAACAUCUGGAAAAAUCAUUCUCUAUGGAUGCUCCGAUGUCGUUUUCGCACCCUAUGGCGAAGAAUGGAGACAAAAAAGAAAAAUUUGUGUUCUCGAACUUUUAAGCCUCAAAAGAGUGAAGUCUUUUAAAUACAUUCGUGAAGAAGAGAUUAUGGAAUUGGUUGAUACCAUACGUGCAAGGAAAGGAUUUUCUAUAAAUAUUAGUGAGUUGAUAAUUGCAACAUCAAACAACAUAGUGUCAAGAUGUGUUCUUGGACAAAAGUAUGAUAAUCCAGAUGGUAGUGGCAGCUUUGGAGAGCUUGGAAGGAAGAUGAUGAGAGAAUUGGCUGCUUUUAGUGUGGGAGAUUUCUUCCCUUUCUUGGGUUGGCUUGAUUUUCUCACUGGCCAAAUACAAGAAUUCAAGGCCACUUUUCAUGCAUUAGAUGCUUUCUUUGAUAAGGUGAUUGAAGAACAUAGGAGGAAAAUGAUGAAGAAAGAGGAUGUUAAAAAGGGUCAAUUAGACAAGAUGGAUUUUGUUGAUAUACUACUCCAAGUUCAAAAAGAUGGUGUGCAUGACUUUCAACUCACCAAUGAUAAUCUCAAAGCAAUCUUAGUGGACAUGUUUGCUGGAGCGAGUGACACUACUUCAACACUUUUGGAAUGGACAUUAGCAGAACUGAUUAAGAAUCCAAACACCAUGAAGAAAGUUCAAGAAGAAGUAAGAAAAGUUGUUGGGUGCAAAUCAAAAAUAGAUGAAAUUGAUGUUAAUCAAAUGGAGUACCUAAAAUGUGUAAUAAAAGAGACUUUAAGGUUGCAUCCACCAGCUCCUUUCUUAACACCUAGAGAAACCCUAAGUGAUGUGAAGCUAAAAGGGUUUGAUAUUCCAUCAAAAACAAGAGUAUUUAUAAAUGCAUGGGCAAUUCAAAGGGACCCAAAAAUUUGGAAGAACCCUGAAGAGUUCAUUCCUGAAAGAUUUGAGGAAAACCAAGUUGAUUUUCUAAGACAAGAUUUUCAUUAUGUCCCCUUUGGUUUUGGAAGGAGAGGAUGUGCUGGAAUUUCAUUUGCACUUGCUUCUACUGAAGUCAUUCUUGCUAAUCUCCUAUAUUGGUUUAAUUGGAAACUACCUAAUAAUAGUGUAGGUGUGACUAUGAAAGAUAUUGACAUGAGUGAGACUUAUGGGCUCACUGUAACCAAGAAAGUGCCACUAUAUCUUGAACCUACAUUAUACAUUAUACAAUAAGAGAUAAACUUGCCUAGGUAACUAGUUAAUGUGAUGUGAAUGUUAUUAGCAAGUUAAUGAUUGAAAUUAAAGAUUGAUGAAAUAUAUAUGAAGUGUGUUAGUUGGGUGUGCUAGGUUUGGUUUUCUUCUUGUACAAGCAUAUAUAUAAUUGAUGAGAUCAUUUUGAGUAUUAUUUCUGAA
Molecule: messenger RNA, 1753 nt
Organism: Arachis duranensis
Lineage: Eukaryota; Viridiplantae; Streptophyta; Magnoliopsida; Fabales; Fabaceae
Product: phenylacetaldehyde oxime monooxygenase CYP71AN24
Exons: 3
Coding region: 5-1573 (522 amino acids)
Molecular function (GO): heme binding; oxidoreductase activity, acting on paired donors, with incorporation or reduction of molecular oxygen; monooxygenase activity
Source: RefSeq, a predicted model, not a curated record